UCAACAGCGCCAACUUCGUUUCAUUAUAGUGCCGAGACGCUCCUCGCUCCCAACGACUCCUGGCCAUUGCAGCGAUGAUAUCCGUGAAUAAACCCAAGCCGUUCUGCAUUAUGUUUGCAUACUGAAUGUGUUUUUUCACGCUCAGUCCAAUGACGUAAGCUCUAAUAUGCUUUUAUAUUGACUGAGAGCAAUAUUCAUCGGCGCGUCAUCGUCAAACGCGCGCGCCCGUACAAAUCCUCAAAACCUGCAGAAAGACACACAGGGAUCGUAUUGUUAGAGAAGCGGAGUGGAGUCCCACACGUGAAUGGUCUCCACUGGAGAGAUGUACAUCUUAUAAAUGCAUGGCACCCACAAUUGUAUCUACACUGGAUAGUGAACAUGCAUUGAAAAAACCUGGAUCUAGCACAGCAAAAUGGAAAAGCACACCCUUUCUGUGCAAUAUAAGUCUGGUGUCAAGCAACAGAUAAUUAAUGAGGGAAUGCCGGAGCUCAGAUUUUCGUGAUACAACCCGUCCUUUGAAAGUCACAGCACAGACGGACACACCAUGGAUGUUCUUUGGGUUUUAUACUCCAUGCUGACUGUAUGUAUGGCCAUCAAUAUGGAAGCUACUGGGAGCCAUAGCAUGUUUACCUGUGAGCCUAUCACAUUAAGGAUGUGUCAGGGUCUCACCUACAAUACCACCUUCAUGCCCAACCUUCUAAAUCACUAUGAUCAGCAGACCGCUGCUCUCGCCAUGGAGCCCUUUCAUCCCAUGGUGAACUUGGAGUGCUCUACUGAAAUACGCCCAUUCCUGUGUGCCCUUUACGCACCCGUGUGUACCGAGUACGGCCGCGUGACCCUGCCAUGUCGGCGCCUGUGCCAGCGUGCCAAGAGCGAUUGCUACAAGCUGAUGGAAAUGUUUGGUGUCAGCUGGCCAGACGAGAUGGAGUGUAGCAGGUUUCCAGACUGUGAGGAGUCUUACCCCCGAGUGAUAGACCUGCUCCCGAGCAGUGACGGAACGGAGGAAUCUCCCUCGUCGGUUCAGCGAGACUACGGCUUCUGGUGUCCACGAGAGCUGAAGAUCGAGCCCGACUUGGGUUACUCCUUCAUGGGUGUGCGCGACUGCUCGCCUCCCUGCCCCAACAUGUACUUCCGCAAAGACGAGCUCAUCUUCGCUCGCUAUUUCAUUGGCGUAGUCUCCAUAGUCUGCCUGUCAGCGACGCUGUUCACCUUCUUGACCUUCCUCAUCGACGUCGGCCGUUUCCGCUACCCCGAGCGGCCCAUCAUCUUCUACGCGGUCUGCUACAUGAUGGUAUCCCUGGUCUUCUUCCUGGGCUUCCUGCUGGAGGAUCGUGUUUCAUGCAACGCAGCAAGUCCCGGCCGUUUCCGCGCCUCCACCGUCACCCAGGGCUCCCACAACAAGGCCUGCACACUGCUUUUCAUGACGCUGUACUUCUUCACCAUGGCAGGAAGCGUUUGGUGGGUCAUUCUCACCAUCACCUGGUUCCUGGCAGCCGUUCCUAAAUGGGGAAGUGAAGCUAUUGAGAAAAAAGCUUUGCUCUUCCACGCAGUGGCUUGGGGCGUCCCGGGAGCUCUUACUAUUACUCUCAUGGCUAUGAACAAAAUCGAGGGUGACAGCAUGAGCGGUGUUUGUUUUGUAGGGCUCUAUGACCUCAUGGCUUUGCGCUGGUUCCUCUUGGUGCCUCUCGCAUUGGAUGUGGUCGUAGGUGUGGUGCUGCUGUUAGCGGGUAUCGCUGCGCUAAACAGGGUCCGGAUGGAGAUUCCCUUAGAGAAGGAGAACCAGGACAAACUAGUGAAGUUCAUGAUCCGGAUCGGCGUGUUCUCCGUCCUGUAUCUGGUGCCUCUGUUGACAGUCAUUGGAUGCUAUCUGUACGAGCAGAGCCAUAGAGCAGUUUGGGAGACCACAUGGGUACAAGAGCGCUGUAGAGAGUAUCACAUCCCCUGUCCGUUUAAGGUUGAACAAACAAGCAGGCCAGAUAUCGCCUUGUUCCUCAUCAAGUACCUGAUGAUGCUGGUAGUGGGAAUACCAUCAGUGUUUUGGGUGGGGAGUAAAAAGACCUGCUUCGAGUGGGCUAGUUUCUUUAACGGGCAUCGCAGGAAAGACAGCGUGGUGAACGAGAGCAGGCAGGUGCUGCAAGAGCCCGACUUCACCCAGCUUCUCCUCAGGGACCCCAACACCCCAGUGGUGAGGAAAUCUAGAGGCACCUCAACACAGGGCACCUCCACCCACGCCUCCUCCACGCACCUCGCCAUGUUGGACGAGCCCCCCAGCGCCAGCACAAGCCGCGCGGGCAGCAUGCGCAGCAAAUCAAGCAGCUUCCACGGGAGCCUGCACCGCUCCAGAGAUGGCAGGUACACAGCUUGCAGUUAUCGCGGCGGAGAGGAACGUCUCCCUCACGGGAGCACCCUGCGCCUUAACGAUCCGCUCCAGCACUGCGGCGUCAACCGUCUCGACAGCCAUUCGCGGCACGGCAGCCUGCAACGCCUGGAGAGCCAAUCGCGGCACAGCAGCGUGCGAGACCUCACCAUCACAGCACAGGCCAUCCAAAGCAGCCCUGGCAACGGCAUUCACCGCGUCGUAGAGGAGGAUGCGACCAAGGCGUGAACUUUAACGUGGCAGCAAAUAGAGACCAAAUGAGUAAAGAGAACACAGACUCUUUGGCACAAAUUCCUCAUGAUGGAUGGCACAAAUACAAAAGCUCAGUGUGCCAUGUGUGUUCCCUGGGAAUUGAACCCAUGACCUUGCAGGUGCGAGCAUCUUGUGCUAAUAGUUGAGCUACAUGAACAAAAUGGACUUCUUGAAUUCACUUGAAGACACUUGAAAUCUUUUGAUGUACGCUACCAGUCAAACGUUUUUGAACAGUAAGAUUUUUAAUGUUUUUUAAAGAAGUCUCUUCUGCUCACCAAGCCUGCAUUUGUUUGAUCCAAUGUACAGCAAAAAUGGUAAAAAUUUGAAAUAUUUUUACUAUUUAAAAUAUCUGUUUUCUAUUUGAAUAUAUUUUAAAAUGUAAUUUAUUCCUGUGGUUUCAAAGUUGAUUUUUUUAGCAUCAUUUAUUAUGCUCCAGUCUUCAGUGUCACAUGAUCCUUCAGAAAUCAUUCUAACAUUUAUUAUUAAUAUUAUCAAUAUUUAAAACAGUGGAGUACAUUUUUUCAGGAUUCUUUGAUGAAUAGAAAGAUCCAAACAUCAGCAUUUAUCUGAAAUAAAAAGCUUUUGUAACAUUAUACACUAUACCACUCAAAAGCGUAAAGUCAGUAUAAUUUUUUAGAAUGAUUUCUGAAGGAUCAUGUGACUGGAGUAAUGAUGCUAAAAAUUCAGCUUUUAAGUAACAAGAAUAAAUUACAUUUUAAAAUAUAUUCAAAUAGAAAACAGUUAUUUUAAACAGUAAAAAAUAUUUCAAAAUUGUACUGUUUUCGCUGUACUUCGGAUCAAAUAAAUGCAGGCUUGGUGAGCAGAAGAGACUUCUUUAAAAUAAUAUAAAAUCUUACUGUUCAAAAACUUUUGACUGGUAGUGUACACUACCGUUCAAAAGUUUGUGGUCAGUACUUUUUUUAAGAAAAUGAUUUUUCAUUCAAAGAUGAAUUGUAUCAGUCAAAAAUGAUAGUAAAUAGUACAAAAUCUUACAGACCUCACACUUUUGAACCGUAGUCUUUGUAUGUAUGGUUAUCUCUUCUCAAGUAAAAUCUGUGUGGAAUCUCUUACUAAAGGGUUCCUACAUUAACAGGGUCAAACGUAAGGGCUUUUGAUACGUCAUCAUUCUGUGAUGUGUUAAGGCACUUGCUGUUUUAUACUCUAAUGAUUUAAGCUUUCUGAGUUGUUCCACUACAAAUGUGGUUUUGAAUGUUCCUUUCCAUUGUUUGUUGCACUUUUGACCGUUUUGUAGAACAGAACUAGUGAUGAAAACUGACAUCUCAAUACAUUUGGGUUCACCCAAAAAUGAACAUUUUGGCAUCAUUUACUCACCUUUGGGACAUUUCAAACUUGUAUGAUUUUCUCUUUCCUGUGGAGGACAAAAAAGAGGUUUACCAGAAUGUACAAGCUUCUCUUUUCUACAAAAUAAUAGUCAAGAGUGACCAAGGGCUGUAAAGCUACAAAAAUGACAAAUCAUUUUUCAGUCAAUAAUUGUUUCCAAUGUCAAGUGUCAAUCGUUUCCAGUGCCAAUGUCCUAAAAUUGAAGGUGAGAAAAUGAAAUAUUUUCAUGUGUGACCCUGGACCACAAAACCAGUCAUAACCAGUAAUGUUUUGAUAUAUGACAAUAUUUGGCCGAGAUACAGCUUUUUGAAAACUUUGGCAUCUGAGGGUGCAAAAACUGUACAUGUUGAGAAAAUCGCCUUUAAGGUUGUCCAAAUGAAGGUCGUAGCAAUGCAUAUUACCAAUCAGAAAUUACAUUCUGAUAUAUUUACAGUAGGAAAUUUACAAUAUAUCUUCAUGGAACAUGAUCUUGACUUAAUAUCCACUGAUUUUUGGCAAACAUUGAUCAUUUUGACCCAUACAAUGUAUUUUGGGCUAUUGCUACAAAUAUACCCACGCUACUUACCACUGGUUUUGUGGUCCAGGGUCACAUUUCUAUGUGAAACAUCCCUUUGAAAAGCAUGAAGAGCUAAAUUAAAAAAACAUAAAAUUAAAAAAAAAAAUCAUAAUAAUCAUCAGUCAUUUUAGAAUAGAUAUCGUAGGCAUUUUUCGAAUGAAAAUUGGCAUAUCUUUUACAAACAAGCUCUUCUCUGUUGAGUUUUAGCACUAAUUAUUAGUCGUCAUUUUUGUGACAUUUACCGAAAAC
This is a messenger RNA of Labeo rohita (rohu), 4775 nucleotides long. RefSeq names its product frizzled class receptor 3a (gene fzd3a). The transcript has 7 exons. Gene Ontology annotation, biological process: non-canonical Wnt signaling pathway; canonical Wnt signaling pathway. The record is from RefSeq and is a predicted model, not a curated record. Gene Ontology annotation, molecular function: Wnt-protein binding; Wnt receptor activity. Bases 545 to 2605 code for a protein of 686 amino acids. Gene Ontology annotation, cellular component: plasma membrane. NCBI's taxonomy places the organism in Eukaryota, Metazoa, Chordata, Actinopteri, Cypriniformes, Cyprinidae.